This is a messenger RNA of Perca flavescens (yellow perch), 1662 nucleotides long. RefSeq names its product ras-related GTP binding D (gene rragd). The transcript has 7 exons. The record is from RefSeq and is a predicted model, not a curated record. Gene Ontology annotation, biological process: negative regulation of autophagy; positive regulation of TORC1 signaling; cellular response to starvation. The coding region runs from base 304 to 1359 and encodes 351 amino acids. Lineage: Eukaryota; Metazoa; Chordata; Actinopteri; Perciformes; Percidae. Gene Ontology annotation, cellular component: nucleus; Gtr1-Gtr2 GTPase complex; lysosome. Gene Ontology annotation, molecular function: GTPase activity; GTP binding.
UCUGACACUCUGUGAACUAUCUCUUCUUGUGCACAAGAACAAAAUUCCACAAAGACAUUGAUUGACUCAAGAUCUUUUAUUGGACAAAUCCUUGUAACCGAAAUUUCCUUUUACACUUAUCCACCUGGUGCGCUAUUGGCGGGUUUAACACGGGUUUAACACGGGUUUAACCCGUUGAUUUCGCUGUCGCUGUUAUUUUAAAAGAUUUCAAAUUUUUUUCUCUGAAAACGGAACAGAAACUUGCCCUGGAACAAUUCCUACAAAAGAAGGAUGUGUUUGCCUUACUACUGAUGGGCUUUGCAAAUGUUGGGCUUCAGCGAUUCUCUGAAUGGGGAGGUCAAACCUCGUAUACUGUUGAUGGGCCUGAGGAGGAGCGGGAAGUCCUCCAUCCAGAAGGUGGUUUUCCAUAAAAUGUCGCCCAAUGAGACCCUGUUCCUGGAGAGCACCAAUAAGAUCUGCAGAGAGGACGUCUCCAGCAGCUCCUUCGUCAGCUUCCAGAUCUGGGACUUCCCCGGCCAGAUCGACUUCUUUGACCCCACCUUUGACUAUGAAAUGAUCUUCAGAGGCACCGGGGCGCUAAUCUUUGUCAUCGACUCACAGGAUGACUAUGUGGAGGCUCUGAGUAGACUGCACCUCACAGUGACCCGGGCCUACAAAGUCAACCCAGAAAUCAACUUUGAGGUGUUCAUUCACAAAGUGGACGGCCUGUCAGAUGACCAUAAGAUCGAGAAGCAGAGGGACAUUAACAAACGAGCCAACGAUGACCUGGCUGACGCAGGCCUGGAAAGAAUACACCUGAGCUUCUAUUUAACCAGUAUAUAUGAUCACUCCAUAUUCGAGGCUUUCAGCAAAGUGGUCCAGAAGCUUAUUCCGCAGCUCCCCACGCUGGAAAACCUGCUCAACAUCUUCAUAUCUAACUCCGGCGUUGAGAAGGCCUUCCUGUUCGAUGUGGUCAGUAAGAUCUACAUCGCCACAGACAGCAGUCCAGUGGAUAUGCAGACAUAUGAACUGUGUUGUGACAUGAUCGAUGUGGUCAUUGACAUCUCCUGCAUCUAUGGCAUGAGUGACAGUGAAGCUGGUUUACCCUAUGACGAGGAGUCUAUGGCCAUCAUCCACCUGAACAACACUACAGUCAUGUACCUGAAGGAGGUCACCAAGUUCCUCGCCAUGGUCUGCUUCCUCCGCAAGGAAAGCUUUGAGAGAAAAGGACUGAUUGACUACAAUUUCCACUGCUUCAAGCAAGCCAUCCAGGAGGUUUUUGAUGUCCGAGUAAAGGUUCAACAGAAUCGUAAACUUCUCAGUCAGAGGAGGCGGAGCAAACUGACUAUGGCCAAUGGAGAGCUCGGCAACGCCCACUGAGGACUGAUGACGUCACAUCAGACAGCCAAAUGUGCCUGAGCUGCCCCCCCGACAAAUCCAUGAGAUUCUGUCCUCAUUCAGAGGGGCACAUCAGAUUUUUUUUUAUGUUGCUGGGAGUCGUUCAGUCUGUUCAAUCCACACUGACUCCGACCGCCAUCGUCUCUGUUAACACAUUCUCAGUCCCAUUGCGUCAAAAAGCCACGCUCGAUCAGGUGCUUUUGGCGUUUGGAAUUAACGCAAAAAGUCUCCUUUACAGUCCUUCCAGAAAAACGCGAUUAUGCGAUCGCAUAAUUCAAUGCAUAA